This is a messenger RNA of Ostrinia nubilalis (European corn borer), 612 nucleotides long. RefSeq lists its product as uncharacterized. The transcript is spliced from 4 exons. Lineage: Eukaryota; Metazoa; Arthropoda; Insecta; Lepidoptera; Crambidae. The record is from RefSeq and is a predicted model, not a curated record. Bases 219 to 587 code for a protein of 122 amino acids.
AUGUGAAGGUUUCUUUCUUUUCUAUUUUAAUAUUUUACAUUUUAUUUCAGUUUUAGUAUAAUGCCGGGUUUUGUGAUCAACUCCAAUUGUUGUGAAGUGAAAACUAUGUGUGGCAGAAGCCUUUGGCACGGAGUAUUGUACAUCGGGAUUGCUUCAUUGGUAAAUUAAUCAUUAUAUCAUCGAUCGCGCUUCUAAUAUCGCUGGCGAGUGUGGUGCGUAUGUCAGUGUCAGACGUGCUGUUCAACUCGGAACCUUUGCUGGCGGUGAACAUGGUCUUCGGACUUGUGACGGUGUGCAUCUCUCUCUACCAGAUCCUGGUGGCUUCGCUGGUGCUGUGGCAGGCGUUGAAGACAAAAGGCAACAUCUUCCUCUGCUCGUUGUGGUACGUGUCCCACCUGUCGAUCCUGACACUAUACUUCAUUAUAUUCUGCGCGCGCGCCGCCGUCUGCUUCAAGGAGCGCCGGUACUUAGCUGGCACUGCGACGGUCGUUGUAGGCGUUAUUUAUGAAGGUACUUUUAUAUAUUUUGCUAUUGUUGUAAACAGCUAUGUACACUCAUUGGACCGUACCCACGAGCGUUAUUUUUAGCUGAUUUAUUUACUAUAUAGGUAGG